GCUGAACCCGGAGUCUUGUUCCCACCCCGGUUCUCCGCGGAACUUGCCGGGGGCGACUCGGGCUUUAGGCUGCCGGGGCAGGCAGGCACUGGGCUCUCCAGGGCCGAAGGCUGGGUCGCAGCAACAGAUGCGCCCUUGGGCUGUCGUCCUGGCUCGGAGACGUGAAGUCUGGCGGAGGGGUUGACGCCCGAGGCAGCACACGGGGAGUCAGAAGAGCUGCGGGAUCCGCAAUGGUGCCCUUGCGAGUAGUGUGGCUGGCCUGCGCGCUGCUAGGAGUGGCGGGAGCGUGCCCCGAGCCGUGCGCCUGCGUGGAUAAGUAUGCACACCAGUUCGCCGACUGCGCAUACAAGGAGCUUCGCGAGGUGCCAGAAGGACUGCCAGCUAACGUGACCACGCUUAGUCUUUCUGCCAACAAGAUCACCGUGCUGCGGCGCGGGGCCUUCGCCGACGUCACGCAGGUCACGUCGCUGUGGCUGGCGCACAACGAGGUUCGAAUCGUGGAGCGCGGCGCGCUGGCGGUGCUGAGCCAGCUCAAGAACCUUGACCUGAGCCACAACCUUAUAUCCAGCUUCCCAUGGAGCGACCUGCGUAACCUGAGCGCGCUACAGCUGCUCAAAAUGAACCAUAACCGCUUGGGGUCGCUUCCCCGGGACGCACUCGGUGCGCUGCCCGACUUGCGCUCCCUGCGCAUUAAUAACAAUCGGCUGCGUACACUAGCUCCCGGCACCUUCGACGCGUUGAGCGCACUGUCACAUCUGCAACUUUAUCACAACCCCUUCCAUUGCGGUUGCAGCCUCGUGUGGCUGCAAGCCUGGGCCGAGAGCACGCGAGUCUCGCUACCUGAGAUCGACUCCAUUGCGUGCGCCACGCCCACCGCGCUGCAGGGGGUUCCGGUGCACCGCCUGCCCACUCUGUCCUGUGAGCCACCCAGUGUGCACCUGAGUGCCGAGCCGCCCAUUGGGGCUCCGGGCAGCCCCCUGCGCUCCGGCAUGGCGCUCAUGCUACACUGUGCCGCCGAAGGACACCCCACGCCCCGCCUUCAAUGGCAACUCCAGAUCCCGGGUGGCAUCAUAGUCUUAGAGCCGCCGGUCCUGAGCGGGGAGGACUACAGGGACGGGAUGGAAGAUGGGGACGAGGAAGGAGAUGGGGAAGGAGAUGGGGAUGGGCCGAUGCAGACGGAGGCCCCAACCCCGUCUCCAGCACCAGCGUGGCCCGCGCCCCCAGCUACCCCACGCUUCCUGGCUCUAACAAACGGCUCCUUGUUGGUGCCCCUCUUGAGUGCCAAAGAGGCAGGCGUCUACACGUGCCGUGCCCACAACGAGCUGGGCACCAACUCCACCUCAGUACGCGUGGUGGUCGCAGCUGCCGGGCCCUCAAAGCACGCCCCUAGCGCAGGGGGAGACACGGAUGUGCAGAGUCCGACCUCUGAGCGUAAGUCCACAGCCAAAGGCCGGAUCAACAGCGUUCUGUCCUCCAAGUCCGAUGGCAAAAUCAAAGGCCAAGGCCCAGCCCGGGGUAGCAUCCUUGGGGAAAUGGAGGCGGGGCCUUUGGAGGCUGGAGAAGCAGAGGAGGCGGAAGACCAGGUCUCUGCAGAACGGGCGGAGGAGCAGCGCUGUGGCCACGGGGAGCCCUCGCGGUAUGUGUCCAAUCACGCGUUCAACCAGAGCGCGGACCUCAAGCCGCACGUCUUUGAGCUGGGCGUCAUUGCGCUGGACGUGGCUGAGCGGGAGGCGCGGGUGCAGCUGACGCCGCUGGCGGCGCGCUGGAGCCCGGGGCCUGGCGGGGCUGGAGGAGUUGGGUUGCCUGAGCCGCGGCCCCUGCGGCGUCUCUAUCUGUGCCCGGCGGGGGGAGGCGCGGCAGUUCAGUGGUCGCGCGUGGAAGAAGGCGUCAACGCCUACUGGUUCCGUGGCCUGCGGCCUGGCACCAACUAUUCCGUGUGCCUGGCGCAGGCAGGCGAGGCCUGCCAUGUACAAGUGGUGUUCGCCACCAAAAAGGAGUUGCCCUCCCUGCUGGUGAUCGUGGCGGUGAGUGUGUUCCUUUUGGUCCUGGCCACCGUGCCCCUGCUGGGCGCCGCCUGCUGCCACCUGCUGGCCAAACACCCGGGGAAGCCCUACCGUCUGAUCCUGCGGCCGCAGGUUCCUGACCCCAUGGAGAAGCGCAUCGCCGCCGACUUCGACCCGCGUGCCUCCUACCUCGAGUCCGAGAAAAGCUACCCAGCAGGCGGCGAAGCUGGCGGUGACGAGCCAGAGGAGGCCCCCGGGGAGGGUCCCGACGAAGACGCAGAGCAGGGGGACCCAUGCGGGGACUUGCAGAGGGAGGAGAGCCUUGCGGCCUGCUCGCUGGUGGAGUCCCAGUCCAAGGCCAACCAAGAGGAGUUUGAGGCGGGCUCAGAGUAUAGUGACCGGCUGCCCCUGGGUGCGGAGGCGGUCAACAUUGACCAGGAGAUUAACGGCAACUACAGGCAGACAGCGGGCUAA
This is a messenger RNA of Phyllostomus hastatus (greater spear-nosed bat), 2477 nucleotides long. It is a transcript of the gene ISLR2, whose product is annotated as immunoglobulin superfamily containing leucine rich repeat 2. Gene Ontology annotation, molecular function: protein binding. Gene Ontology annotation, cellular component: cell surface. The transcript has 3 exons. Lineage: Eukaryota; Metazoa; Chordata; Mammalia; Chiroptera; Phyllostomidae. Gene Ontology annotation, biological process: positive regulation of axon extension. The record is from RefSeq and is a predicted model, not a curated record. Bases 231 to 2477 code for a protein of 748 amino acids.